UUGUUUUGAAAUUUCUCCAUAAUCAUUCCUAAUGUUGUGGAGUUCGCGGAUCUGUGGGGAAAGAGCGCUGCUGCUGCUGCUGCUGCUGCGGGUCCUGGUGUGGAGCUGCUGUUGGGACUGACCGACUUAAAGCGGAAAAGCUGCUGAAAUGAGUUUCCUUGGCGGUUUGUUUGGGCCUAUCUGUGAGAUUGAUGUCAUACUAAAUGAUGCUGAGAGUAGAAAGACAGCAGAGCUGAAAACAGAAGAUGGAAAAGUGGAAAAACAUUACUUAUUUUAUGAUGGAGAGUCUGUGUCAGGAAAGGUUAAUCUGAAUGUGAAACAGACCAGCAAGCGGCUUGAACAUCAGGGAAUUCGAAUAGAGUUUGUUGGACAGAUCGAACUCUUCAGUGAUAAAAGCAACACACAUGAAUUUGUAAACCUUGUAAAGGAGCUUGCUCUUCCUGGAGAGUUGACCCAGAAUCGCAGCUAUGACUUUGAAUUCAUGCAAGUGGAGAAGCCAUACGAGUCCUAUGUUGGAGCUAAUGUGCGACUGAGGUAUUUCCUCAAAGUAACAAUAGUGCGAAGGCUGUCUGAUUUGGUAAAAGAGUACGACAUCAUUGUCCAUCAGCUUGCUACCUACCCUGAUGUCAACAAUUCCAUCAAAAUGGAGGUGGGCAUUGAAGACUGCCUACAUAUAGAGUUUGAGUACAACAAGUCCAAAUACCACCUAAAAGAUGUAAUUGUUGGUAAAAUCUACUUUCUGCUGGUUCGAAUCAAAAUUCAACACAUGGAGCUUCAGCUGAUCAAGAAAGAAAUGACAGGAAUUGGGCCAAGUACAACUACGGAGACUGAAACCGUCGCCAAAUAUGAGAUUAUGGAUGGAGCGCCAGUGAAGGGUGAGUCCAUUCCCAUACGCCUGUUCCUCGCUGGCUAUGACCUCACAGCUACAAUGAGAGAUGUAAACAAGAAGUUCUCAGUGAGGUACUUUCUAAAUCUGGUCCUGGUGGAUGAAGAGGAUAGGAGGUACUUCAAACAGCAGGAGAUUGUUUUGUGGCGAAAAGCCCCAGAGAAAAUGCGAAAACGCAAUUUCCACCAGCGCUACGAGUCGCCAGAGCCACGGCCGAGCCUCUCCGCCGAGCAGCCAGAAAUGUGAGGAGGGAGGGGUCCAGGAACAGCCAGCCAGGGACACAUUUCUUCAGUAGCCAAUUGCAGGAGAGGAGAGCAACUCCCACCAAACAUUCACACCACCACUCGUCACAGCUUGCGGUGAUGAGCUGUGUCCUUCGCCUGCCUUCGCUGUGUCCACUCCGCCGUCCACAGCAAGCAAUUCGUUAGCAUACAAGGACUUCUUCCACACUAUAGAAAGCACUGGAACUGAAGCUACUAUCUUAUUCUUAUAGUACAGUUUGGGGCUUGCACCCUUCUAUAGAUGAAGAUUUUUUUGUUUGUUUUUCCCUUUUUUUAAAGCACUUGCUAGUUAUCCUGAAGCUCCAGAUAAAUAAGAGGCAGCCAGGAAUCUAAAAGAUACACUUCACUUCAGAGAGCGUUCUAGUGCAUGCUGGUUGGUUGGAUUGAAUCUGGUUACAAACAGCUAUGUAGGCUAUCGGGACUCAAAGGUCAAGAAAUGCAAUGUGUUCCGUGUGUAUCCGGGCCAGAGUGCCAUACUGUUUUUGCAAUCGCUUUUAAGAUGUAAAAGAUUUCUAUUUAACUUAUUUAGUGUCAAAUCUUUAGGUCUUUCUUGCGGAUUUCUCCUCAUUGUAAGUACAUUUUGGACAAACAGAUUAUAUAUAUAAAUAUAUUAUCAAGAUAUUCAAUGUUUUGCAUGAGGCUUUGGAUUUGAAACUUUACAAAAUUACCUAAAAAUUAUGUUUUACAAUGGUUACAUGUGAGCGACUUACAGCCCGUGGGUUUAGCUGAUAAUGGAGUAGCUCACGUCAAUAUUCUUAUUUUUGUUCUCUUAACGUGUUGAGAUUUCUCUCAACCUUGCUGCAGAGCUAAAUGUAGGCUGCACUGCUUUCACUUUUAGAGUAGUAACAUUCUUCUUCUGUUUCUGAAAACCAUAUGCAGGCAUUUCCUCUCCUUGUUUAAGUGUUCAAGUGCCCAUAUGGUUCUGAUUAAAUUAUGCCAAGUUAUAUCCCAUGCAUGACAGCCUGGUUAAUGGUUUUGGUACACAGAACAGCGUUCCUUUCCAUUUUCAUGUUGCUGAUGUGCAUAAAGUUCUCUACAGGAUGGUGAGAAUCUACAUUCCUUUGGAUGUUGAAUUACCAGCAUACAGGCCAUUAUGGUUAUGAUAUGAACGACGCUAAUCUUUUUAAACUCUACGACACUACUACAGGUGAGGCUGUUCUCCAGCCUUAAGUGCUGUCACUGUAAUGCAUUGGGAAUAUUUGCUACAUGGAUGUGCAGCCAUGUAAAGUUAUUUGUGGAAAAAAAUGUACAUAUCCAGCCUCAACCUGUUAUCUGUUAAUCUGUCAAAUAAAAAUGCAAGUUUAUACUGGUAAA
Molecule: messenger RNA, 2481 nt
Organism: Astyanax mexicanus (Mexican tetra)
Lineage: Eukaryota; Metazoa; Chordata; Actinopteri; Characiformes; Acestrorhamphidae
Gene: vps26a
Product: VPS26, retromer complex component A
Exons: 9
Coding region: 149-1132 (327 amino acids)
Biological process (GO): retrograde transport, endosome to Golgi; intracellular protein transport
Cellular component (GO): retromer complex; endosome
Source: RefSeq, a predicted model, not a curated record